UCCAGAUUACCACAAAAAAAAAACUUAUAAAAGCAAAAGCCGUAACAAGGCGUUGAGAGAAGACGGACCAUUCUUACCAAAAGAGCAGGAUGAUGUAUGGAUUCCUAGUAUGCAGAGCAUCCCAAAAGGCUACAAGAAAUUGGCUUAGCUCAUUCAAUCUCUCAAGAUCUGUUCAUUCCUUACCUUUUGCAACAGUAGAUGCUGAAGGUAUUUCUGGCUCUCAACCUGCUAAAGUACACAACUUGGUGCAGGGUAAAUGGAUAGGAUCUUCAACCUGGAAUACAAUUGUGGAUCCUUUAAAUGGAGAACCAUUCAUUAAAAUUGCUGAGGUAGAUGAAACUGGAACUCAGCCAUUUGUAGAGAGUUUGUCGAAGUGUCCCAAGCAUGGACUGCACAAUCCCUUUAAAUCACCAGAGAGGUAUCUUUUAUAUGGAGACAUAACUGCCAAGGCAGCCCACAUGCUUGCGGUUCCAAAGGUUUCUGAUUUCUUCACCAGGUUAAUUCAAAGGGUUGCUCCUAAGAGUUACCAGCAAGCUCUUGGUGAAGUGCAAGUUACUCAAAAAUUUCUGGAGAAUUUCUCAGGUGAUCAGGUUCGUUUCCUGGCAAGGUCUUUUGCAGUGCCAGGAAAUCAUCUUGGACAGCAAAGUCAUGGUUUCCGGUGGCCUUACGGUCCUGUUGCAAUUAUUACUCCGUUCAAUUUCCCACUAGAGAUUCCUUUACUUCAGUUGAUGGGUGCGUUAUAUAUGGGCAACAAACCCAUUCUUAAAGUUGAUAGCAAGGUGUGCAUUGUUAUGGAGCAAAUGAUACGCCUACUCCAUCACUGUGGAAUGCCUUUGAGUGAUGUUGACUUCAUAAAUUCUGAUGGGAAGACGAUGAACAAGCUUUUGCAGGAGGCAAAUCCACAAAUGACCCUCUUCACCGGUAGCUCAAAAGUUGCAGAAAAGUUGGCUGUUGACUUGAAGGGUCGGAUUAAAUUGGAAGAUGCUGGAUUUGACUGGAAAAUUUUAGGACCAGAUGUUAAUGAGUGGCAGGUAGAUUACAUUGCUUGGGUUUGUGACCAGGAUGCAUAUGCAUGCAGCGGUCAGAAGUGCUCUGCACAGUCAAUUCUAUUCAUGCAUGAGAACUGGUCUGCUACUUCACUCAUAUCCAAAAUGAAGGAUCUCGCAGAGAGAAGGAAAUUAGAGGAUCUAACUAUUGGCCCUGUUCUCACUUUAACAACUGAAGCAAUGCUAGACCAUAUGAAUAAAUUACUUCAGAUUCCAGGUUCGAAGCUGCUUUUUGGUGGAAAACCUCUGGAGAAUCAUUCCAUUCCUUCCAUAUAUGGCGCUCUCAAACCAACAGCCAUUUAUGUUCCUCUUGAAGAAAUUUUAAGGGCCAAAAAUUAUGAGCUUGUAACAAGAGAAAUUUUUGGACCAUUCCAGGUUAUUACUGAAUACAAGAAAGAUCAACUCCCAAUGGUUUUGGAUGCUUUGGAGAGAAUGCAUGCUCAUUUAACGGCCGCUGUAGUUUCAAAUGAUGUUCUGUUUCUUCAGGAAGUUAUUGGCAAAACGGUGAAUGGGACUACUUAUGCUGGAUUAAGAGCAAGAACAACUGGGGCUCCACAGAAUCAUUGGUUUGGACCGGCUGGAGACCCGAGAGGUGCCGGGAUUGGCACCCCAGAAGCAAUAAAACUUGUUUGGUCUUGCCAUAGAGAAGUGAUAUAUGAUUUCGGUCCCCUUCCAAAGCUUUGGGAAAUUCCACCGAGUACUUAAAGGAGUUGUUUUGACUAGAAAGAAAGGCUGCAAUUCUUGAUUGCAUACAGAAAAUUAUUGCAUGUAUCCUUGAACCAAUCAGAAUUUUCUCUAGUCUUGAAAUAAAGUGAAAUUUUGUAAA
Populus trichocarpa (black cottonwood) is the source of this 1872-nucleotide messenger RNA. Its product is annotated as probable aldehyde dehydrogenase. The coding region runs from base 90 to 1751 and encodes 553 amino acids. Gene Ontology annotation, cellular component: mitochondrion. The record is from RefSeq and is a predicted model, not a curated record. NCBI's taxonomy places the organism in Eukaryota, Viridiplantae, Streptophyta, Magnoliopsida, Malpighiales, Salicaceae. Gene Ontology annotation, molecular function: aldehyde dehydrogenase (NAD+) activity; L-glutamate gamma-semialdehyde dehydrogenase (NAD+) activity. The transcript has 16 exons.